Tetrapisispora phaffii CBS 4417 is the source of this 240-nucleotide messenger RNA. RefSeq names its product Cox26p (gene COX26). The transcript has a single exon. NCBI's taxonomy places the organism in Eukaryota, Fungi, Ascomycota, Saccharomycetes, Saccharomycetales, Saccharomycetaceae. The record is from RefSeq and is a predicted model, not a curated record. Bases 1 to 240 code for a protein of 79 amino acids.
AUGUUUUCCAAAAUCAUAUCACAAUCUACUGCUAGAAUUGCAAACAGACAAAUUAUCAGACAUUCAUCAAAUGCUGCAAAAACCCCUGGUAGUUCUCACCUAGGUGAAUCAUGGAUCCUUACAGAAGCUAAAAGGGUAGGUCCAAAUUUACUUUUCUGGGGUUCCGCUAUGACCACAGUUCUUCUAUGGCCAUCUUUUAUUAAAUACUUCAAAGACCCUAACUACAAGGAGAGAUAUUGA